UUCUUUCCCUUUCUCGUUUUUUUGCAGGGCAUGUUUUCGAGCCAUUUUUGAGGAGAUGUGGUGAAUGUAAACUUGCUCUCUUGGGGGCGAAAUUCUGCUGAGGCUUGCAUUAGCCCUUUUGGCCACAGCGUUUCAUUGGGAAUCCAUGUUCAGCUGAUCACCCACCAGGACGCCUGGUCUCAUAUUUAGUCUCUGCUUCAGAGGAUAGAGUCCUCUCUCUCCCUCUCAUCCUGAUUUUAGAUAAUGGGCUGUGUGCAAUGUAAGGACAAAGAGGCAACAAAACUGACUGACGAGAGGGAUGGGAGUUUAACACAAAGCUCAGGCUACCGCUAUGGCACAGAUCCCACGCCACAGCACUAUCCAAGCUUUGGUGUGACUUCAAUUCCAAACUACAACAACUUCCAUGCCACGGGAGGCCAAGGACUGACAGUGUUUGGUGGAGUCAAUUCCUCCUCUCAUACAGGGACACUACGUACAAGAGGAGGAACGGGUGUAACUCUUUUUGUGGCGCUUUAUGACUAUGAAGCAAGAACAGAAGAUGACUUAAGUUUUCACAAAGGAGAAAAAUUUCAAAUUCUUAACAGCUCGGAAGGAGACUGGUGGGAGGCUCGGUCCCUGACAACAGGCGAAACUGGUUACAUUCCCAGUAAUUAUGUGGCUCCGGUCGAUUCCAUCCAAGCAGAGGAGUAUGUUUUCUUUUUACCAUAAAGACCCAUUAGUGCUGUUUUAGAGGGGAUUUGAGCUUGUUUUGAUGGAUUACAGUGAUUUUUCAAAUGCCUUACAUUAUUUUUAUUUCAGUUCUUGACUGCACUGAUAAAUAAUUAGGUAAUUAGUAACAAAAGAAGCACAAGCUCAGUGUUUUUUCAAUGUCAAAACAGAGGAAGAAAACCUUAAGGAAUGCUGGUCUGUUUCCUUUAUUCAAGUAUCGACUAAUUUCAAGAGAAAUAUGCCCUCACUUUUCCUGAAAGAAUUUGCAAAAAUGUUUGGAGUCAAUUAGUGUGCAGACUGUCUCUUAAACAUUUUAUCAACAAAUACCUUCCAAGAGGUUGAAAGCCUACUAAGCAUACAGUAGGCAGCAUAAUGAGACAUUUCUAUGCAAAAAAAUAGAGUGAUGUGUGUAUCCAUAUUAUUUCCAGUGUCAAAGUUACGUUGGAGUAUCUCACGUGUCUGCAUAUGGCAGUGGCUUGUGGGCAUCUAUAUGUCAUCUGAAUCAGUUCCGCAGAAGGCCAUGGGCUCUACUAUUGUGCUACUGCAUUCUGUACCCUUGGUUACUUUGUCUGUAGCUCACUGACAUUUUUCUGAUAACUUAGUUGUAAGGAUACCAAGUAUCAUCAUCUGGAAUAGCUUUGUCUUACUUGUUUGUGAAACUCCAACCAACCAACCAACCAA
This is a messenger RNA of Meleagris gallopavo (turkey), 1389 nucleotides long. NCBI's taxonomy places the organism in Eukaryota, Metazoa, Chordata, Aves, Galliformes, Phasianidae. The record is from RefSeq and is a predicted model, not a curated record.